Messenger RNA from Bemisia tabaci, 2538 nucleotides. RefSeq names its product aldehyde dehydrogenase, mitochondrial. Lineage: Eukaryota; Metazoa; Arthropoda; Insecta; Hemiptera; Aleyrodidae. The record is from RefSeq and is a predicted model, not a curated record. Gene Ontology annotation, molecular function: oxidoreductase activity, acting on the aldehyde or oxo group of donors, NAD or NADP as acceptor.
UGCUGUGUUUACAAAGUGGUGUUUACGUUCUGUCAGCGACAGAUUCGCCAGCCACGUAACUUGUGAUAACAGUUUGAAAUUUAAUUUAACAAAUGUGAUAACUGAUAAGAUAAGAACCUGAAUAAUUUGGUGAAUUUUUUCAAGUUUUCAGUUAGCCUGUCAGCAAUUUUUGCGGUACUCCUCUUACGUAACCUCACCCCCAUUGAACUAUGCCACCGAACAAGAGACCUCCCAUUUACUUCACCAAGCUUUUCAUCAAUGGUGAAUUUGUACAUGCCAAAAAUGGUAAAACUUUCCCCACCGUCAAUCCAACCACAGGAAAAAAAAUCAAUGAUGUCUCUGAAGCCGACAAGGCGGACGUAGAUCUAGCAGUUGCAGCUGCUAAAAAUGCCUUUAAAUUGGGAUCUGAAUGGAGAAGUAUGGAUGCCUCUGCGCGAGGCAAACUGAUUCUCAAACUUGCGGACCUGAUCGAAGAAAAUAAGGAUUAUUUAGCAAAUUUAGAGACUCUAGAUAAUGGAAAACCGUAUGAAGAUUCUCUUUUUGACAUGUCCUGUGUUGUCGAUACCUUCAGGUAUUUUGCUGGAUGGGCAGAUAAAAUCCACGGAAAAACCAUUCCAGUCGAUGGACCUUACUUCAGUUACACGGUGAGAGAGCCAGUCGGUGUUGUAGGUCAGAUCAUUCCAUGGAACUACCCUGCUAUGAUGAUAGCAUGGAAGUGGGGACCAGCCCUAGCUGCAGGUUGUACCACUGUAUUGAAACCUGCUGAACAAACUCCGUUAACUGCCUUAUACAUCGCUUCUUUGACGCAGAAAGCUGGAUUCCCACCUGGUGUCAUCAAUGUUGUCACGGGGUAUGGUCCAACAACCGGUGCUGCUAUUGCAUCUCACCCAGAUAUUCACAAAGUUGCUUUCACCGGCUCAACAGAGGUUGGUCAUUUAAUCAUGGAAACAGCAGCAAAAACCAAUUUAAAGCGAGUCUCACUAGAAUUGGGUGGAAAAAGUCCGUUAGUAAUUUUUGAUGAUGCAGAUGUGGACGAAGCCGUAGAGAUUGCACACAAUGCUAUUUUUGCAAAUCAUGGUCAGAAUUGCUGUGCUGGCUCAAGGACCUUUGUCCAAGAAAAUAUUUAUGAUGAGUUUGUGAAGAAAGCUGCGGCCAAAGCCACCAGUCGGAAAGUUGGAGAUCCUUUUGAACAGGGCAUUCAGCAAGGGCCUCAGAUUGACCAUGAGAUGUUCAAUAAGGUGCUCAACAUGAUUGAAUCCGGGAAACGAGAGGGAGCAAAACUGGAAGCUGGAGGUGGUGUCCAUGGAAAUGAAGGCUAUUUCGUCCAGCCCACCGUCUUUUCCAAUGUGACCGACACCAUGAGGAUAGCCAGAGAGGAGAUUUUUGGACCUGUGCAGUCUAUCUUCAAAUUCAAAACCAUGGAAGAAGUAAUCGAGCGUGCUAACCGGACCAACUAUGGCUUGGCAUCUGGUGUUCUCACUAAAGAUAUCAAUAAAGCAAUGAAGUUUGCCCAGUCAAUUCAGUCCGGCUCAGUUUGGAUUAAUUGCUACGAUGCCGUCGUCCCUCAAGCUCCAUUUGGUGGUUUCAAACUCUCUGGUCAAGGAAGAGAACUAGGAGAGGAUGGCAUUGAUGCCUACGUUGAAAUCAAAACUGUAACAAUGAAGGUGCCAUCAUGAAGAACUCGCAGUUUACUACCAUGAAGUAUCACUUUCUACCGGAACAUUCCUUUAAAAAUACUAAAAAAUAUUGGAAAAAUGGUUUUCCUAUUACUCUUAAUUAGGGCUCAAUUUAGAGAGGGAUUAAGAAGGUUGCAUUCCCAGCGGCAAACAACAGCAACAAGAUAGCACAUUUUGGAAAAGAUUAUCUUUUUAUAAAAUUUUGUGCUCUUUAGCUUUUUUACAUAUGAUGAAAAAAAGAAGCUAUUACUUACUUUCAAACUUUUCGGUCAGAAAAUUAAUGAUAGACCAAAGUAGAAAAAUCGAAAAUCCAGCCCGGGUCUUUUGAUCAUAGUGGUGUGCUGCAAAUUCCGGAAAUGUGCUUGCCAGUAUUCCCUCUAAAACCAUUAAAAGUGACUUGAAAAUUUCGUCUAGAAAACGCUUUUUUUCUGUGAUACAUGACUCCUGAAAAUUUGUGAAUUGUGAUACGAUUCCCUGUGAAUGGAAUAAUCUUCCAGCAGUUUCCUCUCCAAGUAUAUUUACAGUUUGGAGGGGGGCAAGUUUUUCUUAAAAAAAUUUCUCCCUUACAUUGUUUUUUUUUUCUUUAUAAUUUUGAAGAAGUUCAGAUAGAUGCAUAGGGUGAAAUUUAAUCAAUUACCAUGAGUUACCUUCAUUAUAAAAAAACCAAUAAAUAUUAUAGUCUCAGUAACAAUAUUCUUUUUUCUAUUAAUAUUCGUGUAAUACUCAAAAUUAUCAAAAUGUAACCAAAGAAUUUUGUGUCAAAAUUGAAAUUGUAAAAAGUAAUUGUUGAAUAUUGAUCCAACGCUCAAAUAUGUUUAUCAUAAGACUUCUAGAAUAUUAUUUGUUUAUUUUUUGCAGACGA